UACAACCUACAAAGGAUGAGAAGGUGUGAAUAAUUUCUAAAAAAUAAAGGUGAAAUGACAAAUUGUUUCCAGUAACAAUGGUUUUUCAAAAAUGCUCCUGAGUUCUUGCAGAGCAGUGUGUUUACAGAUUUAAAAGUGGAACUGUGGAACUGCUCAAAAAGUUCAACUUUUCAAGUCUUUACGAAUAAUGUACACUGACAUGAAAAAAAGUUAAAUUCAAUUCUGUUCUAUUUAUAUAAUACUAUAGGACAACAAAUGUCACCAAGAUGCAAGACAAACUGUAAAAUAUUUUUCCGAGUUGAGGAAGUCAGUUUUCUGAUUAUUUUCCAUAUUGCCUUAUGGCUCUACUACAAAGUUACAAACAUUCUCAUGACAUGUCUUCUGACAUCAGAAAAAGUACUUGUAUGGAUGUUAUUCAAAAAUGGAUGUUAUUCAAAAAUUACUGAUGUUCUUUUAUAUGACAAUAAAAUAUUACCACUGGUGGCCAAUAAUAAUAAUAAUAAUCCCAUGGAAAGCAAUUGAGGAUGAGAAAAGCGAACUGAAAAGCCUUGAUAGCUAGAAGAUAAGAAGCAUCGGGAUUACACUGAUUGAAGUCGAUCAAGAUUGAUAAAAUCACCAGUAAAUCUAUAAGCUAAUAAUCCAAACAUUAUCUUAUGAUGAGACGCAAACAGCCUACUACAGAAUUCAGUUAUAGCAAAUCUAGCCAUUACAUUGGGUCAUUUAGUUAAAGAUCACCUGCCAUGACCACCCACCACCCCCACAUCUCCGGGAUGGCGUCUCCACUCCUGUCACCUAAACUCGGCCUGUCAGAACUGUCACCUCCUGGGCCUUUAUUGCUCCAGUUCUCUCACCUCACUCUCCCAAGCAUAAAUCAACGCUGCCCGAAUGGUCUAAUGUGUGCGAGAUGUGUUAAAAUAUCACAUCUUCAACGUGUAUUCAAGAAACAAUGCCAAACCUUUAAAACCCAUAAUAGCUCUAUACUGUAUUAAUUAAGUUAUGCAUGUUGAUGUUAACAAUGUUGUGGCUGAUCUCCUCGAGAACAACCCGAUAAAAGGCUAAAAACCGGCAACAAUAUUUGACGGCCACUUCAUUUCUUGUUGAUAGUUUCGAUGUUUCUGAGCCACUCAGCACUAAAAAAACAACUAUUGUCUGUUAUUAUUGACUCAUUUAAAUUCUUAAACGCUCUUCGUUAAGCGCAAAUCACGGAGGGCUCCUGGUUUCAGUCAUCCAUGAAAAUGAAUGUGGGUGAUAUCUAAUUAGAAAGGAUUAUCUUCGCCCUCGGCCGUCCCAAUCGCCUCCCCUAUUGUCCAGCGCGAUGAGUGGAUUGUUGUUUUAAGGGAUUUUGAGUGUUUUAGAAGAGAUUUAAUGGGAGACGUGUAACGUUAAUCACUGGCUUAGACGUCGCUCGCAUUAAGUAAAAGUUUGUGGAAUAGCAGAAACUGUCGGGAUGAGUGCUGAAGAGGAGAAUGAUCGUGCGUAAUUAGGACAAUUAGACGUAGGACUAAAUGGAUUAUCCAUCCAUUCAUAUUGAAAAUGCUAAUUUGUUAUUGUUGCAUUUUUUUUUGUAAAGAAAAGAAAAGGUCGAAUUAGAUCAAGUCCAAUAAAAUAACCACACUGGAGCAUUUUAACGUUCAAAACAAAUGUUUAUGCUCCUGUAAAUUCCAGACUUUUUUCACACCGAGUUGUUUCCUAGGGAAUCAUCUAUUAUCCCAUUAUCACGACCAUGUCAAUUUCGCCAACGUGUCAGGCGGUAUUUAUAUGACUACAUGGCGUCCAGUCUGAAAAGCUUUACGGCUUUGCAAUACCAGGGUGUCCGCCCAUGGGACACCGGUCCCAUUUCCCAAACAUUUCAUGAAGCCAGCAAGCCUCGGUACUGUCCCUCAGUAACAUGACCAGAUAUAAUUAUUAUAGGCAGUUUCUUUCUUUCUUUUUUUUUUUUUUCUUUUUUGGUGAAUGGGGGGGAGGGUGCACAACAUGGUAUGUUUUUUAUUUAAUGUUAUGCUGCGCUCCAGUUUCAGAAUUCUGCGGCCCUGACAUAACAUUGUCAAUCUUGCAUUUAUAGUUGUAUUCAGCGAUUCAUGAGAACUUGUGCUCUGACUUAAUUACAUUCAUACAUUUAUUCGUGGGAAAAGCAUAUGGGGAUCGGAGCCUGGGAGCGACAGGUGAAAGAGGGGCUGUUUAACAGUCUGCGCAACUUCUUUGAAGUGCAACUCAUGCGCCGACGGCUCCUGUUUGUCAAUGGGACGCGGUAAUUCAGCUCGUCAUUGACGCAUUUUCACAGCGAGACGUUACCUGCAGGACAAAUCUUUCAAUCAGCCGCGUAGGAGCAUAUAAGUAUAGUCAGAGCAGGGAAGCAGCACCAUUAGCUGUCUUAUUUCCUCCCGGUACAUACAUUUGGAACACAAGCAAAAGUUCUGCGAUGGCGCAACUGGAUAUCCUCUCAGCCAUGGCCUUGUCCACGCUCUGUCUCUUUCAGCUUGCUUCCACUUGGACAGUGAAUAAUUUUCUUAUGACUGGUCCAAAGGCGUUUCUUACCUACGCCAGCAGUGUACAGAUGGGCGCACAGAGAGGAAUACGAGAGUGCAAACACCAAUUCGCUUGGGAGAAGUGGAACUGUCCAGAAAGCACACUUAAGCUAUCCACACUUAACAGCCUCCGAAUUGCCACAAAAGAGACCUCGUUUGUGCACGCCAUCAGCGCAGCUGGAGUGAUGUACACGCUCACCAAGAACUGUAGUUUGGGGGACUUUGAGAGCUGCGGCUGCGAUGACUCAAGGAUUGGCCAGACAGGAGGCAGAGGAUGGAUUUGGGGAGGUUGUAGUGACAACAUAGAGUUCGGAGAAAAGAUCUCCCGACAGUUUGUGGAUGCCCUGGAAGAUGGGCAUGAUGCACGCGCAGCAGUCAACCUCCAUAACAACGAGGCGGGAAGACUGGCGGUCAUAGCAACCAUGAGGAGAGCCUGCAAAUGUCAUGGGGUGUCUGGAAGUUGCAGCAUCCAAACCUGCUGGAUGCAGCUGGCCGACUUCAGGGAGGUGGGGAGCUACCUGAGGACGAAGCACCAGCAUGCCAGGAAGCUGGAGAUGGACAAGAAGCCAAUGAGAGCGGACAAUAGCGCGGACAGCAGGAGAGCCAUAGCGCACGCCUUUAGGAGCAUCUCCAAAGCGGAGCUCGUAUAUCUGGAGGAUUCCCCAAAUUACUGUAUCAAGAACCUGAGUCUGGGACUGCAAGGCACAGAGGGGCGGGAGUGCCUGAAGGGCGUCAGGAACGUGUCCCAGAGGGAGAGGAGGAGCUGCCGCCGGCUGUGCUACGAAUGCGGCCUCAGAGUGGUGAAGAGACGCACCGAGGUGGUCAGCAGCUGCAACUGCAAAUUUCACUGGUGCUGCACAGUCAAGUGUGAAAAAUGCACGCAGGUUGUCACUAAAUAUUACUGCGCGGGUAAAGACGGCUCAGGGAAACGCCACAAUAAAACCAAGCGCAAACCCGUGACGCGCCGACAGUGACAUUUACCCAUGAACAUGUGAUUACUUAAGCAUUAUGGAUUUAUCAGCGACUUUUUUGCAUAGUGGAUUUAUUAUUUGGAUUCGGAAAUGAGACAUAAGCAGACGCCUGUUAUUGCACUUUCUCCAUUUUUGAUUGGAAUUUAUAUAUAAAACAUUUUAUUAAAAACCAGACUCUGCAAACGCUUCACGCAGAAUUUGGG
Molecule: messenger RNA, 3699 nt
Organism: Xiphophorus maculatus (southern platyfish)
Lineage: Eukaryota; Metazoa; Chordata; Actinopteri; Cyprinodontiformes; Poeciliidae
Product: protein Wnt-8a-like
Exons: 6
Coding region: 2420-3499 (359 amino acids)
Biological process (GO): canonical Wnt signaling pathway; neuron differentiation; multicellular organism development
Cellular component (GO): extracellular region
Molecular function (GO): cytokine activity; frizzled binding
Source: RefSeq, a predicted model, not a curated record